GGGAAUCUGACAUUUUCUCGUAUCCAAAUCGGAGACGUUAGAAUCGCUAUGGAUGAGACAUAUUUUGAUCUAUUGAAUUUCUUGAAGAAUCCCUCUUUUACAGAGACAUUUGUCGACAUCUUACUAUGUGCAGUUCCGAUUUGGCUCGCCGUCAUGAUCGGGUUAUUAAUCGGAUGGUCUUGGCGUCCUAGAUGGACCGGUUUGAUCUAUUUAGGGUUUCGUUCUAAGCUUCGGUUUCUAUGGACUGCACCUCCUGGAUUUGGUGCUCGUAGGCUUUGGCUUGCUUUCACCGCUCUCUCUGCUUUCUCCGUUUGUCGCACCAUCUGGUCAAGGAACGAUACCAGAGCUAAUAAAUCGUCGACCGGUUCAGCUCCUGUGGAAGAGAGUGAUGAAUCAGGAUUAGUCUCAAGAGGUAGCGAUAACGCGAUGGUGACAGAGGAUAUUGUGACAGAGAAUGAUUUAGAGCAUCUGCUUCAGUUGCUUGAAGUUGGGAAUGCAGCUAUGGAAUGGCAAUCUAUGAUGGAUAAGACUACUCCAAAUAUGAGCUAUCAGGCUUGGCGUCAUGAGCCUGAGACAGGUCCUGUUAUUUAUCGCAGUCGAACUGUGUUUGAGGAUGCAACUCCAGAUAUUGUUAGGGAUUUCUUCUGGGAUGAUGAGUUUCGACCUAAAUGGGAUUUUAUGCUUGCCAACUUCAAAACCUUGGAGGAGGACACUCAGACAGGAACAAUGAUUGUUCAGUGGAGAAAAAAGUUUCCAUUUUUCUGCAGCGACCGAGAGUAUAUCAUUGGCCGGAGAAUAUGGGAGUCUGGAAAGAAGUAUUACUGUGUGACAAAGGGAGUUCCUUAUCCAGCUCUACCAAAGCGUGAUAAGCCGAGGCGUGUUGAGCUUUAUUUCUCAAGUUGGGUUAUCAGAGCAGUUGAAUCCCGAAAAGGCGAUGGACUAACAGCUUGUGAAGUAUCCUUAGUCCACUACGAAGACAUGGGAAUCCCAAAAGACGUAGCAAAGUUAGGUGUCCGUCAUGGCAUGUGGGGAGCUGUCAAGAAGCUAAACUCCGGUUUACGAGCAUACCAAUUCGCCAGAAAAUCAGACUCAUCUCUAUCCCGGAUCGCCCAAAUGGCAAGAAUCACUACAAAACUGAACAUGGAUUCUGCAGAAUCAUCUUCAAGAGAUGAAGACAGAAGCAGAGCAAUGGACUAUGCAAGGAGACAACGCGACCAUUUGAGAAUGGACUGGAAAUGGGUUGUUGUAGGAGGUGUCGCAUUGGCUUGUGGUCUUCACACUGGGAUCAUUGGUAAGGCUUUACUGGCUGGAGCUGGCCAGAGACUGGCUCGUAGGUGAAAAAACCUUGUCGUAUUCUUUUUAUAUCUUCCCUUGACAGAAAAGAGAAACAUAUACCUAUAACUAAGGGAAAUGUAUUCUUCUUGCAACUCCUAUGAGAAGGGCAUGUGGUUUUGAC
Arabidopsis arenosa is the source of this 1456-nucleotide messenger RNA. The record is from the annotation of a GenBank genome assembly. NCBI's taxonomy places the organism in Eukaryota, Viridiplantae, Streptophyta, Magnoliopsida, Brassicales, Brassicaceae.